GAGCGGCCGGAGAGGUGGCUCGUUAGUUGGUGCUUUUGGCUCGUCUGUCGGGGCUGCAGGGAGCAGCUCCACGCCCUGUCUAACGGGAUCUGUCGGGCUCUGCAUCCUGCACACCUGCCUGCUCAUUAACCAGCGAUUUUAUCGCACGUCUUGCUCUCUGACGCGGGAGUUGGACGCAGGUAGUAAUAAGGCAUUGCUUUAACCGAAGCCAGACUGGUUGCAGCUGGGAGGAUACAGUAAUCGCACCACCUUUUGUCUUCCCUACCUGCAUCUGGACGUUGUACUGCCGCUGUCUGGCACCCUCAGCUUGUUUAUAGGUGUCCUUUCUACCAAGGCUUGAGAUAAACCCUCCAUUCUCCUUGCCACCAUCAUGGGCACGGUACUGUCUCUGUCCCCAUCAUCUGGGAAAGCUGGGCCCUUGGAUGACAAGAAACCAGAGGCCCCAGGGAUCGGAGGUGGAUAUUCCGCCAUCCCCAACAGCAAAAAUGGAGGCAGCAAAUCGGAGAAGAGCCUCAAGAGACAUUCUGUGCUCAUUUCUGCCCUGACUUGGAAGCGGCUUGUGGCAGCUUCUGCUAAAAAGAAAAAUGCCAAAAAGAUCAACCCAAAUCCAGGUCCUAUUAAUGGCCCUCUGCUUCCCAACAACAAUAACCCAGUGGAGCAGCUGAACCAUGAGAAUCUGCGCAAGUCCCAGGUCAGCCCUGGGCGCAGGGAGCCCAAACCGGUACCAGUGCCCACGGUGCCCCCUGGCUCCUCCGAGGGCCAGAAAAUGCAACACCAGUUGGUGGCGGUGCAGAAACAGGCAAGUGGUCGGUCUCUGUGCUCCCCACGUCGGGUUAUAGUUCAGGCAUCAACUGGGGAACUCUUACGUUGCUUGGGUGAGUUUGUAUGUCGCCGUUGCUACCGGCUAAAGGAGCUGAGCCCUGGGGAGCUCACCAUGUGGUUUCGUAACGUCGACCGGGCCUUGUUACUGCAGGGUUGGCAAGACCAAGGCUUCAUCACUCCGGCCAACCUGGUGUUUGUCUACCUUCUCUGCCGAGAGGCCAUUGGCGACGAACUGGCUACUGAAUUUGAGCUCCAGGCCUGCUUUCUCACUUGCCUUUACUUGGCCUAUUCCUACAUGGGCAACGAAAUCUCCUAUCCCUUGAAGCCCUUUUUGGUGGAGACGGAUAAAGAAGUCUUCUGGCAGCGCUGCCUGAGCAUCAUUGACCGUAUGAGUGCCAAAAUGCUGCAGAUCAACUCUGACCCCCAUUUCUUUACACAGGUCUUCCAAGACCUGAAGAACGAAGGAGAGACCAGAGAACCCAGUGGGCACUGGACUAUAAAUCUGGAUCGUUAGGGUGGAGGUAUGGGGGGGGCGGGUGGCCGGGUAGAAACAGUUUGAGGACCGUUCUAGAACACAAACCAACAAAUAUCCACGAUCAACUUGUAGAAUGGAGCCGAGUCCAGUCCAACAGGCUGCCGAGACAGACACUUGAAAUAUUGGUUGUAUUGCUCUUUAGACAUGGAUCUGUUUAGAGUGCCAUUUGGCAGCCUAUUUUUUGGGUGCUUCAGACCAUACAAAUGUUUAUUAGAAUAGGGGACUGCAGUGAUUUACUGACUCCGCUGGUGAGAAUGGGUUAAAAUACAGACCUCUUUCCUGCAGCUAAGUGUUGUUGAACUAUAACUCUCAUCAUCUUUAGGCAGACAGAGGCUGUUGUAGUUCCCAGAAUUCAAGCAACCCAUCUCCGUUGUUUCUUUUGAUUUGCAAACUGACGCUAGUAACAUGCCCCAAUCAUUCAGCUCCGUUGUAUCACCCCCAUUGCACAUAAUGUUGGUGAUUUCUUUCUUUUGGGGUGGGGGGGGGGGCACUUAUCAUUGGGCUAUUAUAUCACCCCUUUGCCACUCUCUAAAAUCUUAACCUUUUCAUUGUUACAAUUCCAGGCACUUUCCACCUUGAUACUGGUGUCUGUUAUUAAAUAUCCGACACCCCCUUAAGAGAAGGGCAGCACUGUACUCCCUAUCCAUUCACUAAUGGGUGUAAUUGGUGAAUUCUAUAGCUUAAGGAAUGGGGGGGGGGGGGCAUAGACAAAUAUGUAUAAUCUAAAGAACAGUCUCUGUGCUACUGUGAAUCACAGUACAUAAGAGGGGUGGGGGCUUUCUAUAUUUUUCUAGACGGGCAUGUUGGGUGUUUUCAUAUUCUUUUCAUUUUAUUACAAGGUGACAUUUCGUUCUAUGGCCAUUCCGUCUAGUCGAGCAGUCAGCUGAUGUUUGCUGUAUCCCCCUAUGUCUUGCAGAGGAUGAUGGGAGCUGUAGUCCAACCCUUGAGCUAAAGCAGCCCUAGGCUGCCAAACCCCUGACCAAAAGGUUUGUCCUGUUUUCUUGUCUCCGAAGAAUCUGACCAAGGGGAACGUUCCUUGGUGCUCAACUAUUCAACAUUACAUUGCAGAUAUAGCCUCAUAGUAUAUAUGAAUGUAACUGGAAUGGAACACACACACACACACACAGUGUCGCAAUAUUGUCUGACAAUGAAGCUGUUCAAUGUGCCAACAGUGUUCAAAUGUACAAAAAGCGUUAUUGUUUUAUAUUGUAUAUUUAA
Xenopus tropicalis (tropical clawed frog) is the source of this 2575-nucleotide messenger RNA. It is a transcript of the gene cdk5r2, whose product is annotated as cyclin-dependent kinase 5, regulatory subunit 2 (p39). Lineage: Eukaryota; Metazoa; Chordata; Amphibia; Anura; Pipidae. The record is from RefSeq and is marked provisional. Gene Ontology annotation, cellular component: protein kinase 5 complex; endomembrane system; plasma membrane. Gene Ontology annotation, molecular function: cyclin-dependent protein serine/threonine kinase activator activity.